Molecule: messenger RNA, 2245 nt
Organism: Haliotis rubra (blacklip abalone)
Lineage: Eukaryota; Metazoa; Mollusca; Gastropoda; Lepetellida; Haliotidae
Product: putative ferric-chelate reductase 1
Exons: 11
Coding region: 273-1472 (399 amino acids)
Molecular function (GO): oxidoreductase activity, acting on metal ions
Source: RefSeq, a predicted model, not a curated record
CUAUAGUGGACGUUAAACCUUGUGAGAGUCUAUUACAAGUCUACUUUUUAAAUUGUGGCUGAGAUAUCGAGCACCUGCAUAGGUUAAAUAUGCUUAGUUAACACUUUGCUGUGUUAUCUUCCUUGCAGAAUGCUUCCAAAAGUACUACCCCUCUUGGUCUACCCCUGGAUCCUGGUUGUGGCCGGACUCGGGGCUGCUUCCAUGACUGCCAGAGAGGCAGGUGCACGUACAUCGUCACGUGGGUGGAUGCUGGGGACGUCAUCACAUUUGACAUGAAGAAGAUCGAACCAGCAAGGAGCGAGAGGUGGAUGGCCAUUGCUUUUUCAGAGGACAGGAUGAUGGGAGACGAUGCAGUCAUUGAAUGCGUAAUUGACGCCGGGUUUGUCCGCGUGUACAGCUCUUACAACGAUGAUAAAAUCAACAAGCGCAUGGAAGACAAAACUGCUGGUCUGAGUAACGCUGCCGGCUCCUACGUCAACGGCGUCCUCGAAUGCAGCUUCGACCACGUUAAGAAGGACGACUUCUACCCACAUCUGAAGGACCUUAACCACGACUUCUACCUUAUGUUUGCCGACGGGGAUGCCAUUAGCGGUAACAUCUUCCCUCACCGGUACGACGUGCUGCCGCCAGUGACUGACGUGCCAGUUGACCUGCAGAGCAUGGAGAGUGUGGGAGGUGAGGGGCCUAGGUUUCCGCUAGUGCUGGCUCACGGCUGCAUUAUGAUCAUGUGUUGGGUGCUACUUCCGGGUAUUGGGAUUGUCACAGCCAGGUACGGAAAACCACUGCUGCCAAAAACUCACUUCUUCGGACUGAAAAUAUGGUUUCAGAUCCACCGUGGAUGUAUGAUAACAUCAGUGUGUAUGACGCUCCUUGCGGCACUUAUUGUUGUCGUGGAGUCGGAGGGAUACAGCAAGAUUCCAAAGAUUCCAGGCAAGCAGUAUCAACAGCUGCAUCCUCCUCUCGGCAUCAUCGUCAUCAUCCUCGCCAUCACCAACCCAAUCAUGGCGCUGUUUCGCCCUGGCCCUGAGUCUGUAGGGAGACAACUCUUCAACUGGGCCCACUGGGGUGUUGGGGUUGUAUCGGCUGUACUGGCAAUCAUAACUAUAUUCAUCGGCCUUGACCUAACAAAGGCAGGGUCAUCAACAGCGCCGAUGGCUGUCAUGGCGGUUUACGUCGUCUACUUAGCUGCGUAUCUAGUUGCCAUGGAACUUCUGCCAACUAUUCUCAAGACACUUGCAGUUAAACAGACCAAGUUCGAAUUGAGUGCCAAUCUGAAUUUGAGGCGUGGUUCUCACAAGGGGUACGACGUCACUACCCCUCUCCCCACAGCUCCUGUCGCUGUCAUCACUCAACCCCCACCAACCAUAGAACAGGAGAACCGAGUCAAGACCAUCAUGCUCUUGAUUCAUUACGUCAUAACCGGUCUGCUCUCUGUCGUCAUGGUGAUUCUUUUAGCAACACAUCCUCACUGAACGUAAUUGCUAGGCCUUUGUAACAUAUACUUGUACAGGAAGUCCGUUUGAAUGUUAUAUGCUUAUGUCAAAAUUGAUUUAUAUGUACAUAAGACGAGGCAUACAUUUGUAUGAGUUUAGUGUCAUGUAUCUCACCAUGUGAUGUAUGGCCAAUAAACUGAUGACUAUGUUGGAUAUCGAAGAAGAAAUAUUGUCUGUUUAAUCCUUUUUACAACGUUUGUUGCUUUUUAUUGUGUAUAUUUCUAUAGGUAGUCUCCUUUGAUUUAUUUAGGGCUCAACUGUUUGUUUUAGUCCACUUGCUGUGUAGUUUAGUCCAAAUGCACAUAAAGAACUGCAGCUGGAACAAACUAACAAAAGUGAUAGUUUGAGGCCCUGAUAAUAGUAAUUUACUGUAUAUUAGUACACACUGUUAAGAUGUAAGGUUUCAAAUAGUUCCAUUACUUUGCAAGAAAUACAAUAAACAAAAAGCAAAUGUUCAAAACAGUUAAAAAAAGCGGUACAAUUCUGAAACGAAAUGUCAUUGCAUUAAUGGUUCAUUUUAAUGUUACAUAUAUUUUAUAUUUCUCUGUGUAUUUUUCCUAUGAUUUCAUAUGAUAAUAUCACCGCAUUCGAUGCUGUGGGCUGCUUAUAGUUUCAUAUUCCUGUCGAUAAUGUAUUUAUAUAUGUCCAUACGAUGUGAGAGUUCAAAUGGUUACGUAACUCUGUAGGAAAAAUGUGCAUUAUUUCUUCAUUUUAGUUUACCACGAGCAAAUUUAAAUGAAAUGUUAUUAUGU